Messenger RNA from Capsella rubella, 1191 nucleotides. RefSeq names its product tetraspanin-3. The transcript has 2 exons. Gene Ontology annotation, biological process: auxin-activated signaling pathway. The record is from RefSeq and is a predicted model, not a curated record. The coding region runs from base 56 to 1030 and encodes 324 amino acids. Gene Ontology annotation, cellular component: plasma membrane; plasmodesma. NCBI's taxonomy places the organism in Eukaryota, Viridiplantae, Streptophyta, Magnoliopsida, Brassicales, Brassicaceae.
AAAAAGAACUAGUUAACCGUCACUCAGCCACGUGUCAUAAUCAGACAACAAGAGCAUGUCCAUUGAUGUAAUUCACAUUUCAUCAUCACCGCUAUUAUUUCAUCAACACCACCAAAACAAAACAAUAAACAGAAUCACACAAGAAAGAAACAGAGCAACACAAGGAGGAGACAUGAGAUCGAGUAAUAACCUUAUAGGUCUGGUGAACUUCUUCACUUUCCUCCUCUCGAUUCCGAUCCUCGGCGGUGGAAUAUGGCUGAGCAACCGAGCUAACUCAACCGACUGCCUCAGGUUCCUCCAGUGGCCACUCAUCGUCAUCGGCAUCUCUAUCAUGGUCGUCUCUUUAGCCGGAAUGGCCGGAGCUUGUUACCAGAACAAGUUCCUCAUGUGGCUUUACCUUUUCGCCAUGUUCUUCGUCAUCGCUGCUCUCAUCGCUUUCAUCAUCUUCGCUUACGCUGUCACUGAUAAAGGCUCUGGCCGUUUCGUCAUGAACCGUCGCUAUCUUGAUUAUUAUCUCCCUGAUUACUCCGGUUGGUUGAAGGAUCGUGUCACUGAUAAUGGAUACUGGACUGGUAUCAGAUCCUGUGUUAGAGACUCUGGUGUUUGUAAGAAGAUUGCAAGAGACUUAAAUGGUGUUCCAGAAACUCCUCAGAUGUUUUACUUCAGAAAGCUCACUCCGGUUGAGUCGGGAUGUUGCAAGCCGCCAACAGAUUGUGGAUAUACGUACGUGAACGAGACAGUUUGGAUUCCAGGAGGGGGAAUGGUUGGACCGAAUCCGGACUGUAUGUUGUGGAACAAUGACCAGAGAGUACUCUGUUACCAAUGUAACUCUUGUAAAGCUGGUGUUCUUGGUAGCUUGAAAAAGAGUUGGAGAAAAGUAUCAGUGAUCAACAUUGUGGUUUUGAUCAUACUUGUCAUCUUCUAUGUCAUCGCCUAUGCGGCUUACCGGAAUCUUAAGAGGAUUGAUAAUGAAGAACCGGCCGGUGAGGCAAGGAUGACCAAAUCUCAUCCUAGUCAUUUUCACAUUUGAUGACAUCUUUAGUAAGUUUAGUAUAGUUUUUCUUCGGUGUCGUGUCUCUAUUACUAUGUUAUGGUUUAAGUUGGUGUAAUGGUUGCUUUUUUAUAAUUUUCGUGUUGUUUUCCUUGGAGAUGUUACAUUACAUAUGCAUGAUGAUGAUGAUAACUUUUGUA